Stegastes partitus (bicolor damselfish) is the source of this 4595-nucleotide messenger RNA. RefSeq lists its product as uncharacterized. Gene Ontology annotation, molecular function: protein dimerization activity; nuclear receptor activity; transcription cis-regulatory region binding. The record is from RefSeq and is a predicted model, not a curated record. The transcript is spliced from 9 exons. The coding region runs from base 296 to 2383 and encodes 695 amino acids. Gene Ontology annotation, biological process: response to xenobiotic stimulus; regulation of transcription by RNA polymerase II; xenobiotic metabolic process. Lineage: Eukaryota; Metazoa; Chordata; Actinopteri; Pomacentridae. Gene Ontology annotation, cellular component: aryl hydrocarbon receptor complex; nucleus.
AACGCGAGGAAGUGAAGGCGACUCAAUUGGGUAUAAAGCAUCAGCCAACAUCUGCCCCGAGCAGUGCGGAGCUGAUGAAAACAUCAGCUCGGAGCUCAACGCAGGACCUCUUUUGCGCUUUAUUUUCAUUUAUCUUGGAUUUAUCGCAGUCGGUGCACCCUGGGAGACGCAUCUCUCUCUCUUUUUUUUCUCGAGCGCUUAAAGUGAAUGUGACUCAACAGCAAACAUUAUACUGGAAUUAACUGAGGCCAACAGAUAUUUAAGCGCACCUGUUACCUCCACGGAGCGCAAUAUCAUGAUCCCUCCGGGAGACUGCAUGUAUGCGGGCAGAAAGAGGAGGAAGCCCAUCCAAAAACAGAAGCCGUCGUCUUCCAAUGAGAAAACCAACCCGUCCAAGCGGCACCGGGACAGGCUGAACGCUGAACUGGACCGGCUGGCCAGUCUGCUGCCGUUCCCGCCGGAUGUGAUCUCUAAGCUGGACAAGCUGUCAGUGCUGCGCCUUGCAGUUUCCUACCUCCGCGUCAAGAGUUUCUUCCAAGCGAGUCAAGAGAAGAUCUCCAGGAAGCACAACAUCAGCACACCAUCCUCUAACCCUGAACCCAGGAAAGAGAGCAUUCCACUGGGCAACGGCGUCAAUGAAAGCAGCCUCCUGCUGGAAUCUCUGACAGGCUUUGCCCUGGUGGUGAGCAGCGAUGGGAUGGUCUUCUAUGCUUCCUCCACCAUCGUGGACUAUCUGGGAUUUCAUCAGACUGACGUGAUGCACCAGAAUGUGUUCGACUACAUCCACAUAGACGACCGUCAGGAGUUCAGACGCCAGCUGCACUGGGCCAUGUGUCCUCCACAGCACCAGGGGACGUCAGCGAACCAGGACACCCAGCUGGCUGCAGGAACUGGUGAAGACUUCGUAGUGAGCAGCCUGUUCCAUUCACAGGAGGCCGGGGAAAUCCCUUCUGAGCUCUCCUGCUUUCUCAACAGAUGUUUCAUAGCCAGAGUUCGAUGCCUCUUGGACAGCACCUCUGGAUUCCUGACUAUGCAGUUCCAGGGUCGGUUAAAGUUCCUCCAUGGCCAGAAGAAGAAGUCAGCGUCUGGGGCUCUAAUGCCUCCUCAGCUGGCUCUGUUCUGCAUAGCGGUGCCACUCUUACUGCCCUCCAUCACCGAGAUGAAAAUGAAGAACAUGUUAAUGCGGGGGAAGACCAAGGGGGGAGGAGGAGGGAUUAUCUCUGCGCUGGAGCACGGCGAGCGUGGGGAACACCUCCGGAGACACUCCUACAGUGGAGGGAUGGGUGACAUUGCGGACCCGCUCCUCCUCUCCUGUCCCACGCCCGGCGCUACCCAGAGAGGUCACCACACUCCCUGGACCCCGCUCUCCAAAGACAACCUCAAGUACCGCCCUGAUGGUUACUACAACCAAGAGGAGCCCCUCAACUACUGCAAGUCCUCCAUGGCUCCACCUAAGGGUCUCAGCCCAGGCCUGGGCGGCGGGUGGCCCCUGCGGCAGAACUCAGGUCCCCUCAGAGCGGGUCAGGGUGUCGGCUACAUCCCCUCUAACCGCAUGAACAAGACGGGCCAGUACGGGAAGCCGUAUCGCCUUUCCCCGAGCUGUCACAGCGGCAGAGGCGGCGAGGUGUUUGUCUCCAGGCUCUACGGGAACGUCCAGAUUCCCUCGGACCCAGACGCCUACUGUGUGGAUCUGGUGAAGAGCGAGAACGGCUACGGAGAAUGCUACGAUGGCCACCUUAUGUCCGAGAUGCCACCAAUCAAAGUAGAGCACGACUCGGACUCCGAGAACGGCUGCGACGCGUACGGACGACCCUGGGGUUGCCGCGACCCAGCUGCUAUCGACCGGCGCUACGGUAACGGGGUGUACGACCCAAACUCUGGCCUGCAACUCAAAUCCGAGGCAGAUUAUUACGACCCUCAGUACUCGCCCUGCCAGCGAGGGAAAGCUGGAAUCAGUCCACCGUACAACAACGGCAACUACCAGAACUAUGCAGUCAACAACGGCGGCAACAACUCCGCGCGUCUCUUAAAGUGUGACAAAGACUUGGGGAAUAACAACGACUCCAGCCAGUUCAGUCCUCAGAGACUCUCUCACUCAGACUCUCUAUGCAGCAACCAACCCGUCAACCUCAUGGACUCACACGUGUAUUCACAGGACCCGCACAAGGCCUACAUGCACCCGGACUACAACAAGCAUGGCACUUACGAGUUCAAAGGUCACGGUCUGAUCCAUUCGAUCAAGCGCGAACCCAUGGACUCCCCGCCGUGGUCUGAGAGCGGCCACGACAUGAACCAGUCCAUGAUGGUUGGUCCAAGGAACGUUAUGCCCUGUGUCAUGAGCACGGGGCACCACAAGUCCAGCCCCUACAUUUAUAUGCCCUGAGAGUGAUUGGCGCAUUACCUUACACACAAACACAACCGCAGAUACUGACCUGCCUCCCCCGUCCCCCCCGAGACCCACUCCACACACACACACGCACAAACAAAUCAGUGUGCAUUAAAGUCCUUGGUCUUAUCGUCUUCAUACACAUGCACCAGCAUUACAAGAGUUUCUGCUUACAAGGAUUCCCAGGAUGUCAAGUACUUCUUCUGUUUGAUGAAGAGGUCACAAACAAGGCUCAGGUUCUAGUGUCAGUGUUGUGACAAUCAGAAAUAAUACUUUCAAAUCCAGUUUAUGGAUAGAUGAUGUUGUUUUUAAGGAAUACAUUUUGUAGUUGGUUCCAAGCACUUUUGGAUUUUAGUGACAAUGAGACAGAUUAUGUCUAGAAACACAAUUCUAUUUUUGUUUUCUAUGUUGUGCACUCCUGGUUUUUUUUUUUUUUUUUUGUGGGAGUAACAAAGAUUUUGCUGUAAAAAGAUGUUUUGUUUUGUAUUUUUACUUUGUACACAGGAGAUGACUUUCACCUACUGCUGGGCUUAUUGGAGUGAGAUGGCUGAUUUUGAGAACAUCUUUAGGAGUCAGUGAUAACAGCUUAAAGAACAACUGGUGGUUUUGCAUGUUUUAGUGCUUUAACUAUAGAUACCUUUGUCAUUACUGCCUCUAGUGAUGUAUGAAUGGAAACUGCUGGUUUCUAUGCAUUGUAGAAUCGAAUUAAAUCAACUUGCAGAGACUUGAAACUUACUUGUAAUCCAUCAGCAGUUUAAAAAAAGAAAAAAAAAGUUGAUCAAAGUUCGAUCACUGUUGCGACCAGGAUCUGCUUUGAAAACACUCCUCGUUCAUGCACUCAAGGACACUUUAAUGCAUGACACAACCAAAUUCACAUCAUCCUUUUCCUUGCAACAUGCUGAUUUGCUUAGUGUUUGCAUUCUGAAUUAGAUUUUCCAACAGCACAUCUACCAACGCAGUGCUUUUGUCGGAGCAGCCUUGAACAUACCCCUAAUGACAGUUUUGAAAACGGUCCCUGCUUUGCUGCAGAAGCAGGCAGAAAACUUCACCGCAGUCACAAACAAUUCGCAGUUAAUGGACCAAAACAUGUAAAACUAUCAGUCGGGCAAAAGCUUUAAGUAUAUUUGUUGAAUACACUAGAAACGGCGUCAUCACACGUGUCCUACUGAAGCAAGGCACUAAUUAAUAACUUGUGCUGCUCUGAGCUUACUCUGCAGCUCUGACCUCCUUUGUGGAAGGGAUAGAAGCAAAUUCAGAGCGCACGAGAUGAAAGUUACUGAUUGAGAAGAAAGACACAGUUAACUGCAUUCAAUUGAACUGAUAGGUGAAAACAACUUGCUGGAAUUGCCCUUUAAAUUGCAGGGCAGGUGAAGAGGAAGAUGUUCUGCACCAGUCUGUUUAUACUUACUAUCAGUUAAAUGUUCAGACGAGAUAGAUGUGUUAGUUUGAAGCAAACAUUUUACAAAGUUUGAAUUUGAGUCUUCUUUCGAUGUGCACAAUAAAGUCAUCAUUUUAGGUCAUGGAACUCCUGUUUGAACAUACAAUGUUAAUUUAUGUCCAGGCUAAUAUUGUACAGUUUAGAUUAGUGUUUAAGACGAGAUCAGCAUUUCAACUCAGCCUCACAUCUCACUGCCGCUAUGACACAUUUCCUUUGAAAUGAAUAUACACUUUUACAUGUCGUCUUUUCAGUCCAAAAACAUCAGACGUUGUCCUCACAUCAGUAUUUUUGCACAAAUGAACGAAAAGCACCAAAUUGAUUCAAUGUCAGUCUCAGUUCUAUGAAGCUACCGUUGUAGUUUCUAAAUUGCACUACUGGGAGUAGUUCAAUUGAAGUUCAGCCUACCCAGACAGGUUUCUUGAGUCGACACGCACAACUGUACAUGGUGUCACUGUUUUGGAUUUGUCUUUUUCUCUGUGUGUGUGUUCAUUUCAGUAAAUGUUUGAUGAUUCGUAUUUAUUGUAAGAGGCAAAAGUGUAUAAUUUAAAAACUACAGUUUGAAGGCUUUUCUGUUUUACUAACGUGAAUAAAUAUGGCUUUUUUUUUUCUUGCUAUCUUUUUGAUAAUUGUUGAAAAGACCGUCAUACUCGUCUCAUGGAGGAGGUAGCUGCAAGGUAGCGAACACAGUGUAUAUAUGCAGUGUCUUCCAAUGUUUCUACGUGUUUUUGCAAAUGGGACUUAUCUAUUAAAAGAUCUUUCUUUAUAUGGAAA